Molecule: messenger RNA, 792 nt
Organism: Benincasa hispida (wax gourd)
Lineage: Eukaryota; Viridiplantae; Streptophyta; Magnoliopsida; Cucurbitales; Cucurbitaceae
Source: RefSeq, a predicted model, not a curated record
AUGGAAAUUCUAAGCCCUUCCUUUUUGUUUCAUCUCUUUGCCAUCAACCUUCUUGGCCUCUUGCUUCCCCUUUCGUUCCUCCUCCUCGCUCGUCUCUCUUCUGUCCUAUAUCUCAUCGGCCUGCUACCGUUGUCGUCGCCUUUGUUGCUCUCUCUUAUUCUCUAUGUAAACUCUCCUCUUCUUUUCCUUCUCGUUUCUUUUGUCAUUGUCUCCACUCUUUUCCACUCUCUCACUGGAAAAUCUGCUCUCCCAACCAAACUCCCUGGUCCCGUCUCCCAACCACGUCUUUACACUGCAUGGAUUUUUCUAUGCACUCUUCAGGUAUGUGUCGGUGUCGGGAUCGAGGGGAGCUUAUCAAGCGGCCUGAACCACGCGGCAGCCGGCCACAUCGAGGGCGGCCUGUGGAGGAGGCUGUUGUUUUUCUUUGGACUUCAUGAGGCGGUGGUGCACUGGACGAGGGCGGUGGUGAAGCCGGUGGUGGAUGACACCGUAUUUGGGGAGUCUAGGAAAGAGAAGUGGUUUGAGACGGCAGCUACAGCGGUGAGUUUGGGCGGGCUGUGGUGGUGGCGGUUGAGAGAUGAGGCGGAGGCGCUAGUGGUUGUGGCGGAAAGCAAGUGGUUGACGUCGGCGGAAUUGGGUCCGGCAGACAUUUCCGGCUGGUGUUUGUAUUACAUUACGGUGGCCAUUGGAAUUGCUAAGAUUGUUAGGUUUGUUGCUUGGUUUGGUGGGAUUUUUGUCUCUACAAAACAUUCUAAAAAGCCCCAUGAGGUUGGUGUUGAGAAUCAUGUUUGA